GGCUAACCGGUAACUGAAUCACGGUGUAUUUCUCUUGCUCUAUAAAACCAUGGUAGACCUCCAUUUCUUUCAACUUACAAGAGAUAGAAGCCAGGUAGAGCAUCGAUCAACAAAGAAAUUCAAGAAAAAAUGAGUGAACCCAAUCAAGAACUUGAAAUCUCCACCACAUCCGAUGGCGGCAAUACCAUCCCUGAUAACCUCUCGGAGGAAUCCAUUGAUUUUACCCUUCUCCGCCUCAACAGUUUCAAUUCUUCGGAUAAUAAUACGAACACAGACAACCCCACCGCCGCCACCCACUGCCAUACCCCUUGCACCGCCUGUGGCUGCCGUCGCUCUUCCUUUCCGCCCACCAAUAUCUCUUCUUCGACCAACAAACGCCGCUCUCCUGACCUCAACGCUACUAAACUGGACCCAGAAGAUCAAAUCCCCAAAAAACCCAAGAAACUCUUUCUUGAACCUCAGGAGAAGACCGUCAGCACUCCUUCUCUCUAUGGUUUCUCCAAGAUCACUCUACCUUUCAGUAUUGGAUCGGACAACUCGGCUCAGGCCCCCGCCAUAGACCCGGUUCCUUUACUGCGUCGCUGCCAUUCUGAUCCUUACAACCCACCAGUGGCAGGAUCCGACUCUCUUUCUGGGUCGUGUAUGGGUUCGGCAUCAAAGCUUGCUCCGCAGUCCCCGCCAGAGAAUUCCAAAAUUGUGGGGGCCACCGAUGUGACAACGCCUGCAUCAAAGGCAACUGCUUCUCUGCCACCACGGCCGCCGAUUCUCAGGAGAUGCGUGUCAGACCCAUCACCUAACAAGAGCUAUUCAAGAUCAUCGAGCUCUAAUGAUAUGACUGUUGAUGGGACUCCUCACUAUGAGUGGCUGAAGAGAAUGAGGGAUCGCAUGAAGGAAAUGAAUCAGUGGUGGGAUGAACUAAUGCUUGAUGAAGCGAGAUGUGAAGAGGAACAAGAAGAUAAAGGCACUGAAGAAAACGAAACUACCAUUGCUGCUGUACAGGGUGGAUCAGUGAGAGAACACGAUGAAUCUGUCUCUGUAGAGAAAAUUGAAGGAUGCUUUGUUGCCUGCUUUCGGUGUCCCUGUGGCAAAAGCUAUCGUAUCCUUUUUUCUGGAAAAGAUUGUUACUACAAGCUCAUAUAGUCUGGGAGUUCCAUUCUUUCUGGGUUUCAAUCCUUUUUGUUAAAAAUGUUGUUCUUAUUCAUUCUUUAAUUUCUUAUUUUCUGAUUGUUUUAAGGAUGCUUCUUGUGGUAAAAUACUGAUCUUUAGAUGAGGUCAAUUUCAGUAGUUGUUAUUCAAUGAUAUUCGUGUCAUCUGAUUGCUAGAACAUCACCCUGUUGAUGGUGUUGUGCUGAUAGGAAGAUAAAUAAGUGUACUUUGUGGGAAACCUUGUACAGAAUGGUUAAUAAAUGAAUUGUGCAGGUUCUUUUCUUGACA
Molecule: messenger RNA, 1434 nt
Organism: Jatropha curcas
Lineage: Eukaryota; Viridiplantae; Streptophyta; Magnoliopsida; Malpighiales; Euphorbiaceae
Source: RefSeq, a predicted model, not a curated record